Rana temporaria (common frog) is the source of this 665-nucleotide messenger RNA. It is a transcript of the gene TEX36, whose product is annotated as testis expressed 36. Lineage: Eukaryota; Metazoa; Chordata; Amphibia; Anura; Ranidae. The transcript has 4 exons. The record is from RefSeq and is a predicted model, not a curated record. Bases 137 to 655 code for a protein of 172 amino acids.
CUCUACCAAAUAAGCAUUGGAUGUUUGGUGUUCCUAUGGCUACCGGCGGACGCUUUUGUGUUCCCUAGAGACCAGGAGCUCUGAUCCUGACAUGAGAUGUGUGUAUAGAUAAGGGGAAGGUGCGGAAUUACAAGGGAUGCCUAGAGGACGCCGGAGUAACCCUUCUACUGAUAGGGACGGAGUGUGGUUUCCUCACAUACAUGUGGAUAUGAAGCUGCCUAUAACAAGCAGUCAGGAUAUGCUUCACCGUGCGAAGUCAUCUUCCUGGAAAAAGCAGAGACUGCCUCUGAUAUGUGUGACCUAUAACAAGACUGAAGUCCAACAUGGAUUUCCAUUUUCUUCACAUGACAACAGACACUCAAUACAAUUGAGCGGAGAAUACCUGGAUUCUGGACUUGGAAGAAGAAAGACUCCACAUGAAACAAGACAGCAGUCUUCCCGAAACUUCAACCUUUCAUGUCAUAGCACACCUCCCAGACCUUCUAAUUACUGGGACGGUUUUACCAAUUCCCAGAUCUCUUACAGAGGAAGGCAGGACAUGGCGACUCCCUUCUGCCGGAGGUUUCCAAAAUGUCACCAUGAAAGUUCUGCUCAUCGUGGAGAUCUUCCUGAGAAUCGUUUCAUGUGGUUUGGUGGUGAUCAUGGGCUACCAUAGAUCAGCUGCC